AUGCCUUGCACAUGCAAGCAAAAAGUCGACCGUGGUCAGCCGAAAAUACAAUGUUCCAAAUGCAAGGAACUUUUCCAUUUGAAAUGUGUUAACCUGUCGGAAGCUGAUGCUGACUUUUUUGUGAAGUUUGAACGUGAUUUUCUUUGUGCAGUUUGCACUAAAUUGCGGCGAAACUCAAUUUGCUCCCCGCCUCCACCCCGCAAUACACCUGAUGCAUUGCCGCCGGUGGAUGAUCCUAUUGUGAUUGUGCCAGAAAAGCAACAAGGACCAUCUGUUCCGCCCGUUAUUCAAAAGGUAAACAAUAGUCAACAGAAAGACAGAGAAAUGGAAUCUGCUCUCAUUGCUGUUGUGCAAGAUUUAGCUGGGCUUAGAGCAGAGAAUUUGCACAUGCCACCAGUGCAUGCCAACCGUGGGAAACUAGGGGCUAAGCCAGCGUACCAAGACACGGCGCACUUGAAGACAGCAGAACGACCAAAACCUAUAAAGGCCUGCAGCGCACAUCAAGGGGCAGUGGCGUAG
Anastrepha ludens (Mexican fruit fly) is the source of this 519-nucleotide messenger RNA. RefSeq lists its product as uncharacterized. The transcript is spliced from 2 exons. The coding region runs from base 1 to 519 and encodes 172 amino acids. The record is from RefSeq and is a predicted model, not a curated record. Lineage: Eukaryota; Metazoa; Arthropoda; Insecta; Diptera; Tephritidae.